This is a messenger RNA of Paramecium primaurelia, 1349 nucleotides long. NCBI's taxonomy places the organism in Eukaryota, Ciliophora, Oligohymenophorea, Peniculida, Parameciidae. The record is from the annotation of a GenBank genome assembly.
AUGAUUGACGUCUACAAAAGUUCUCUCUAAUAUAAUAGAGAUAGAUCCUUCAUCAUUUUAGUAAUGUUGAUAUUGAUGGCAAAUGCAAGUUAUAUGAUGAUGAUACCACUUUUUCCUCCAUUAAUAAAAGAAAAGGGAUUCACAGAAGCUGGAAUUGGUAUUAUUAUGUGUUUUUACCCACUUGGAUGCAUAUUAGCUUCCUAUAUGUUGGGGAAAAUGCAUAGUACUAAAAAAAUCAUUUUAUAGGGUUUAUUAGGUUAGUUGAUUAUAUCAAUUAUUUUGGGGAUUUCAUAUUUUUUGAAUGGACCUCUUUUUUUUAUUCUUUCAUCAAUUUUAAGAUUCUUGUAAGGAAUUGUAAAUAUAUCUAUUAAAUAUUUAGUCAAAUACCAUGAUUUAGGUACCUUCAUAUUCAAUAACUGGACACUUAUUUUCAGAACAAAUUUCAGAAAAAAUUGCCAAAUUAGAAAUGGCCUGCAACUUUGGUUUAAUUUGCGGUCCUUUGAUAAGUGGUGUUCUAUUUAUUCUAGGAAAUAUUUAUAGCUUUAAUACUUUUCAAUAUUCCUUAUAUUUUGUGGCAUUCUUAUACUUUUUCAUAGCUAUUUGUGUAAUGUUAUUUCUUGAUGAAAGGAUAUUCAACAUCAAUCAAGAGCAACAAGAUGUUUAAAUCAAUUAUUAUGAAGUUUUUAAAAUUCAUGAAUUGAAUGUGACAUUUACUUCUUAUUUCUUCUUAGGAGUAACUGCAUAAGCAUUACGUACUUAUUUAGUAAUAUAUAUCAAUUGAUAUUAGUCUGUUUAAUUAUUGGAAGUUUAUAAUCUAGAUGAUGCAAAUUCUUAAUUCCUAUUUAUGAUUUACACUUUUGUAAGCUUCUUUGGAGCUUAUUAUAUAGCUGAAUAGAAAAAGUAUACUUUAAAUUAGCUUUAUACCUACUGCCUCUAUGUUGGAGCUAUUAGUCUUUUACUUUAUGGUCCAUCUAUGAUAGGAUUACCAUAGUCUAUUUAUAUUAUUUGUUUUGCAGAUGUAAUAAGAGGAAUAGGAAUUGGAUCAGCGUAAUUCUUUUUUUAAUUUCUAGACCUGCUAUUAUAAUGCCUUUAUUUGUUUAAAUUAUGGAGAAAAAUAAACACAAAGAUUAAGCAGCCGAGGUUGGUUCAACUCUUUUGAUUGCAGGAUGGUCAUUAGGAGAUUUAAUUGGACCUAUUAUAGGAGGAAUAUUUAUAGAUUAAGUAGGUUUUGAUAAAACUAGUGUAAUAAUGAGUGGAGCUUUAUUUGUUAUAGCCUUUAUAUAUUAAAAUACUAGUCAUAUCGAUUAAGAAUAAUAAGGAAUAGAGUUGCAGAUUCUAAUUCAUUGAUG